UUCAAAAAUUACUCUUAGAAAUUUUUUUCUUGGCGGAACAUCCUAAACUUUUCAUCAUUUCGGCUAUAAUUGUUUUAGUGCUUUACCUUUUGAGUUUCUAAAAUGAAGCGCCGUCGCUGGUAUCGGGAUGCGAAUAUGCAUCCUAAAUAUUUUCCUCGGCGCCUGUCAAAAGAGAAAUGCUUUAUGCUACUGCAAAUACUUAAUGCAGGUUUAAGAGGACCAAUACAAAAAGAAACAAUUUUGCCGAUAUAUACAGUGAAUCCUUCUAACAAAAAUGUAACUUCUCCAGAACCAUGUAACUUAAAUUCCAAAGUAUCUGACGUGCAGAAAGCAGAAGUAAAGAAGUAUCUUCCAGUGCAUCCAGUGGGAAGUCUCAACACCAUACUUAGUGCUCAAACAGUUUUCCUUUCCAAGAAAGUUCGAAAAUCAGUAAAAUUAUCACAAAAGAAUUUCAUACUUCGUAAUUGUACCAAGUGUGUAAAAUCAUUAAGUGGUAACGUCUUGAACAACCCAUUGGUAAUUGCUGUGUAUGGCUUGAGCUAUCUGCUUGAGCGGUUUGUAUAAAUCUUCAGCUAAUGAUGUGAUAAGAAGAAAAACAACACCAGACAUCUUCCACUAAUCACUUAAUACCAAACCCAAGUGUGUUUAGCAAUGAAAAAUAUAUGAAAAUGAAAAAGCAGUUUAUUUAUAGAAGAGUUGCGGUAAUCUUUGAUUCGGGCCUGAUUUAUGAUUUAUCCAAAAACAUUAAAACAAAAAUAAAAACCUGACGAAAUAUAAAAACCUAACGAAAAAUAAAAACUUAACAAAAAUGGU
Molecule: messenger RNA, 813 nt
Organism: Teleopsis dalmanni
Lineage: Eukaryota; Metazoa; Arthropoda; Insecta; Diptera; Diopsidae
Exons: 2
Coding region: 103-564 (153 amino acids)
Source: RefSeq, a predicted model, not a curated record